Rhopilema esculentum is the source of this 3364-nucleotide messenger RNA. RefSeq lists its product as uncharacterized. The record is from RefSeq and is a predicted model, not a curated record. Gene Ontology annotation, molecular function: protein binding. Lineage: Eukaryota; Metazoa; Cnidaria; Scyphozoa; Rhizostomeae; Rhizostomatidae.
CUGUUGUUGUCUCCAAGUUGUUCAAUUUUACCAGGUGCAGAUGGCAAGGGAAACUUUAUGAAGCUGCCGCGCGCGUGCCAGGUUUUUAGCUCUAGCCUGGAAGCAACACGAGGGCAGAAGAAGGAAUAAACGUGUCUGUUUGCACAUAAUAUUAUAUCAGGUAUGGUCGAGUUGCUGCUGAGCGAAGAGCCUGUGUUGGUUCAAGCUUGUUUUCAUGGGGAUGCUGAUGAAAUCAGAGUUGUGUUGUCAAAAGGUGAAGAUGUUAACUACCAGGAUGCAGAUAGAAGGACACCACUGCAUGCUGCUGCUCACUGUGACGAAGAAGAAUGCCUAAGGCUCCUUAUUAUGAAUGGCGCUAGGGUCAAUUCAAAAGAUUCGAGAUGGUUGACACCUCUUCACAGGGCAUGUGCAGUUGGAAGCGAGAGAUGUGUAAGAGUCUUAUUGGAAAACCAAGCUGACAGCAAUGCAAGAGACAAAAACUGGCAGACUCCUUUUCAUGUUGCAGCUGCUAAUAAUUUCAGAGUUUGUGCAGAGGCUUUAUUGCCGCACGUAAACAACAUCAAUGUAGCUGAUCGUGCAGGAAGAUCCAGUCUACACCACGCUGCAUAUAAUGGUCACAUCGAGAUGGUGAACUUUCUUUUGAGCAAGGGUGCAAAUCCAAAUGCUUCGGAUAAAAAAGAACGAAAGCCGAUGCAUUAUGCUGCGUUUAUGGGACACGACCACAUAGUGAAAUGCUUGGCAAGGAACAACGGGGAGAUUGAUUCUGUUGACAAAAAGUCGUACACUCCACUUCAUGCUGCCGCUGCCAUGGGACAAGAAUUUGUUGUCAACCAACUCCUCAAAUUUGGGGCAUCGGUGCAUAAGAAAACGGUCGCCGGAAACACUGCACUUCACAUCGCGUGCCUGAAUGGCCAGGAUGGCAUCAUAGAUGUACUUGUCAAACGCAAUGCAUCGAUCAAUGCCUAUAAUUCAAGAAACCAGACUCCUUUGCACCUUGCUGCCUCGAGUCAUUCUGGCCUCAUUUGCAUGGAAGAACUUCUGAAAUUAAAGGCCGAUUCAAACCACCAGGAUUACAACGGCCAGACCCCAUUGCACAUCUGCGCCUCCGAGGGCCACGCAGCCGCCAUUCGUCUCCUUGUAAGCAAUGGCUCUCAAGUCAACCUGGUGGACAAGAAGGGCAACUCGCCUUUGCAUCUUGCAAGCCGACACGGGCACGAACUUUUUGUUAUGGAACUCCUGAAUCACGAUGGCGAUCCUUUCUGCCGUGGCGAAAACAGCAUGACUGCUUUGCAUAUGGCUGCACUUGGCGGACACACAGACUGCUGCCGAACUCUUAUUGCAAACGGCUGCAAUGUUAAUUGCAUUGAUGGCAGCGAUCGAACACCACUCCAUGCCGCCUCAUGUAGCAAAAACAUCGAAUGUCUGGAGCUACUCCUUCGGCACGGAGCUCAAUUUGAUCUCAGUGAUAAACUCGGAAGGACCGCGUUGCAUUAUGCGGCUGGUCACGUGUCACAUGAAUGCGUGGAGCUGCUUUUGUCAAAAGGUUCCAGUGUGCACAAACAAGAUACCAAUGGGUGCACACCGCUGCAUUAUGCUGCUGCCAAAGAUGCAGAUGCGAUUGUGGUGGAGAAUUUGCUCAAACAUGGCGCUAGUCCCAGCAAGCAAGACAAAAAUGGCUACACUCCACUUCAUUACGCGGCUGUCAAUGGGUUCAAAUUGUCAAUAGAAAUGCUUUUAGAUGUUGGUAGAGACAAUCUCGUUAAUAAAUGCGGAACUGAAGGAUACACUCCGCUUCACUUUGUGUCGCAUCAUGGUCAUCUCGCCGGGCUUAAAGUUUUACUCAGCGCAUACAACGACCCCAAUGUUAAAGGAAUCAACGGCCUAACCCCGUUAGAUCUUGCGUCACAUGCAGGCCAUGUGGCCUGCGUGGAAGCGUUGUUGACAAACAAGAACCCUGCAUCGGUCCUUAGUUUUGAUAACGACGUAAAGAGGACUCCCCUUCAUGCGGCAGCUUACAACGGCCAUACUACAUGUUUGGAACUGCUGCUCAAGCACGCAGAGGCUGAAGAUGUCGUCGAUUGCGUAGACGGCCAGGAUCGGACUCCUUUAAUGCUGGCAGUGAUGAAUGGCCAUAGAGACAGUGUGUUGUUGUUGUUGCAACAAGGAUCAAACCCUAGUGCCCAGGACUUUAGGCGAAGAACGGCCACCCAUCGAGGGGCAGCUUGCGGCCAGGAAGAAUGCGUCGAUGCGCUGUUGCAAUACGGGGCCGACCCCAACGCAAGGGACUGCAACGGCCGUACUCCAUUGAUAAUGGCAUCAGCAUGCGACCAUGUUGGUAUUCUGGGAAGUCUCCUUCAAGCUCAAGGGAAGCCUUAUUGGCCUGAUAACUCGAAAUACACUUCGCUUCAUUGGAGCUGCUAUAACGGACAUGAAAGCUGUGUUGAGCUGCUUCUGGAGGAAAAUCAGGAGAACGCCACGAAUGGAAACAGUUUCUCGGCUCUUCAUUGUGCGGUGCUGAACGGCAACUUGGCCUGUGCAGAACUGCUUUGUGAGGCACUUGGCAACAGCAUUGUCAACAUGAAAGACAAGAAAGGAAGAUCUCCAUUGCACGCUGCCGCAUUCAACGAUCAAGUGGAGUGCCUACAGUUCCUACUAAAAGAAAAAUCUGAGGUUGACCCGAUAGAUGGUGAAGGGAAAAGUCCAUUGAUGGUCGCUGCUGAGAAAGGCAACACGAAAACAGUUGUUCUGUUGCUAGCUGCUGGUGCCAAUCCAGGCCUAAAAGACAAGAAUGACCAGACAGCACUUCAUAUGGCUUGCAAGCAGCACCACAGCACGUGUGCAUUGCGAUUGCUAGAACGAAUGGACAAGGAAUCAAUCGAUAUCCAAAAUCAAGACAAACAAUGUGCGUUGCAUAUCGCCGCAAGAAAUGGGCUACACCGGGUUGUCACUGGUCUUAUCAACAAGGAUGCGAAUGUGCUUUUACCCGACAAUACUGGCUCUUGGCCAGUGAUAUCCUGUGCUGCCAGCCCGGAUGUUGCAAGCUGCCUCAAACAUAUACUUCUCGCAAUGUUGCCCCCAGAAUCACACCUGCGUGGGAGCCUAGACGCGAUGAUUGCAUCGUCAAAGAACAAACAGAACUCUUCCGAUGAUGAAAGUGAUUAACAUGUUGUGAAUAUUAACUAGAAACAAAUUUAGAAAUAAUCCACUGGUGUCAUGGAUCUGCUGGUGCAAGCCUUUGUUUUACUGCUGUAAUUUGAAUUUGUUGUUCCAUGGUAAACAUGCACCAUGCCUUCGUUCAUAUAAAUUGGUUUAGAUAAAUGUAAUCAUGUUUCUUAGUAUUUUUAUCAACAUAUUUGGUUCCGGG